Molecule: messenger RNA, 166 nt
Organism: Racocetra fulgida
Lineage: Eukaryota; Fungi; Glomeromycota; Glomeromycetes; Diversisporales; Gigasporaceae
Source: the annotation of a GenBank genome assembly
AUGUCUACUUCUGCAAGUAUUUCUGUUGGAGAAAAAGGUUCUCUUCCUACAAUUGAUGAAAUAAAAAGCUGGACAGGGCCAGAGAAGACAAUUGAAUUUUUGAGGGGGCAAGACUUAAAGCUUGAGGAGAGUGAUUUCGAUAUUUUUAGUAGUCAAGCUGUUGAUG